AUGGCGACCGGUUUCAAUGGCGCCACCUUGUGGUGUGCAAGAUCGGGGAUAUUGUCAACGAGAGGUGGUGGUCCAUUGUCUCGGUGCGAUCUCGUUGGAGAAGAGUCGCGAGACUCGUCGUUCUGGUACGUCGGCACCUCGAGCCCAAAAGGGAGACAACUAAACGCUGCACUGCCAGCAUUUAAAAAAUAUCCACCAAAUAAUCCUCCACCGAUGAGCUGGCUCGUUUACACUGGGUUCCAGCCGGGACAAUUGGAUUUUGGGUGGCCCGUGUGGCUGCUGAUUGCGCUGUGGUUGAGCCUGCCGGUGAUCUUCUACUCGCUACUUGCUAAGGUGACCUACUACACACGCAUGCGCGACCGACGGCUCGUGAACGGGGUCCAGGGCACGGACGUGGCCGUGUUUGUGCUGGGCGACCUGGGCCACUCGCCGCGCAUGGCGUACCAUGUGCGCAGUCUCGUGAAAAGGGGGCGCUCCGUGAGUCUGUGCGGGUACCUCGAGAGCGCUUUGCCCGAGUUCUUAUACGACGACGACACCGUGCAAUUGUACGAGAUCCCCGUUUACAGACGCCGCAGCUGGAUACCAUUCCCCGUGUUUGCCGUGUACAAGGUGCUGGCUCAGUGCUGGGACCUGACAAAGCUGAUGAGCACCGUUGUCGACGAUAACACGCAGUUUGUGCUGCUCCAGAACCCUCCCUCGAUCCCGCUGCUGGCCAUCGCCGUGCUGCUCCAGAAAACCAUCUGUCCGCAGAUCAAGAUCGUCGUGGACUGGCACAAUCUCAACUACUCGGUGCUAAACCUCAAGUACCAGAACCUGGACCAUCCUGCCGUCAGGUUGCUGCGCAGCUACGAAGCCCAGUUUGGAAAACGGGCAGACUACCAUUUCACAGUGACACAGAAAAUGAAAGACUAUUUGGUGAGCGAGUUCAAAAUCCCUGCCAAGAACGUGUUUGUUGUGUACGACCGGCCGGCCGACGAGUUUGUGCCGCUUGCCGAGCCCAAACACACUGCGGUCACCCGGCUGUCGGUGCUUGACGGGUUUGGUGGCUCCGACAAACUCGUUGUGUCGUCCACGUCGUUUACGCCGGACGAGGACUUUGGGGUGUUUGUGGAGGCUCUCAAGCGGCUGGACACGCGGCUGGAGUCGCGCGUGUUUGUGGUUGUCACGGGAAAAGGCCCGUUGCAACGCGAGUUCUUGGACAUGGUGGCCGCACACUCCUGGAGCAAAAACAUUGUGAUCAAGAACGUGUGGCUACCAAUCGCAGAGUACCCGAAACUCCUGCAGGUAGCCGACGUUGGGGUCUCGUUGCAUUACUCGUCGUCGGGUCUAGACCUGCCAAUGAAGAUUGUGGAUCUGUUUGGAUGCGGAGUGCCGGUUGUGUCGAUGAAAUUCCCAGCCAUUUCUGAAUUGGUGACCAAAGAAAACGGACUGGUCCUGGACAAUAACAAGGACGCGUCUGAAUUGAGCGAGAAAAUCCACCAGCUCCUAUCAAAAGAAAAAUUAAACCUCUGGCUCUUGAGGCUUCUCAAGAAUACCCUCGUUCAGCUCAGCAGAAGGCUUGGUAUCAUCCAUGUCGAACAGACCAAGUCUGUUACCUUCUGCCUCGAGCUCCUGGUUGUUCAACUUGGCCAUUCUGUUGGCCACAAUGAAAGCAGGAACACCCUCGUCGUAGGAUCUGGCGAAAAUGAUAUCAAUUUCCUCAAGAGAUCUACCAGCAGUCUCCGGGUAGAAGAAGUAGAUGAUUGGCACGUAAAUGAAAUUAAUGAUGGCAAAGAACAAGUAGCAUCCCCACUUGGACUGGUUGAUGAAGAUUGGAGUGAACAUGACAACGGCAAAGUUCGACAACCAGUUAGUACAGGUGGAGAUAGAUGUGGCCACAGUUCUGGCUCUCAAUGCAUUGAUUUCAGGUGGAUACACCCAUGGAAGUGGCAGGAUUGUGAAGGCAAAGAAGGCAAUGAACAAGAAGAGACCGACAGCGGCACCCUUAGCGUUGUUAGCGUUCUCCUUAACCAAACAUCCGAAAGCAAUGAUGAAAGCAACACCUUGACCAGCAGCACCGAUCAGGAAAAGAGGUCUUCUACCCAAUCUGUCGAUAAGGAAGAAGGAUGGGAUGGUGAACACGGCAUAAACGAUGGAGAAGAUACCACCCAUCACCAAAGCCUUUCUUCUGGCAAAGUCCAGAGUGUUUUCGAACAAGACAGUAGCAUAGUAGAUGGAGGCGUUACAUCCAGUAAAUUGCUGGAAGAACUGAGCACUGGCACCCAACAUCAUUCUUCUGAAAUAUUGGUGCUUUCCACCGCUGAAAAGCUCUCUCCAUCCAAGUUGUGCGUUAUCGAAUCUGUUCACGGCAUCGGCAAUCAUAGUGGACUCAGCAAUAACACCAUCGUCGUUAGGAUCGACGUCGUUGAUGCUUCCCAAAAUGUAUCUGGCUUCCUCCAUUCUACCUUUAGAAAUGAGCCAUCUUGGAGACUCUGGCAGACCAAGGAUAGACAGGAGCAAGAACAGGGCAAACAGAAUUUGCAAAGCAAUUGGCAAUCUCCACGAAACAGAGCUGUUAGCGUAGGACAAACCGAAAUCGACCCAGUAAGCAAUCAGAGUACCAACCGCAAUGACAGAACCUUCCAAGUUAACCAGACGACCUCUGUUCUCUGGCUUGGAUUGUUCAGAUUGCCACACAGGAAUAGUAGCAGUGUUCAUACCGUUACCAAUACCGGUAACCGAUCUAGCAAUGAUGAAGUGACCCAAUUGCCAGUGUGGUCUGAAUGGGAAGAUAGAGAUGAAAGUACCAAUGAUGAUGAUAGUGGCACCGAUAAUAAUAAGAAGACGUCUUCCGAGACGGUCACCAACAAUCAUGGCAAACAAGGCACCGAAGAAACAUCCAAUUUCGUAACAAGCUGUGACAAUACCUUGGACCACAGUAGCGUGUCUACUGGAUCCACUGACUGGAGGGAAGUCUCUUUGAAACUGUGGGGCGGUGAUAAUACCACUCAUAAGACCCUGGUCAUAUCCAAACAAACUGAAACCCACCACAGAGGUCAAGGUGACUGCCCAUCUGAGCUUUCUACCUUUGAGACCAAAAGUGUUGUGCUUAUUUCUGAGAUUCCAGAAUCCAGGCUCGAUGGAGCCCGAACCUUUGUUAAUUUCGGUCGAUGA
Molecule: messenger RNA, 3153 nt
Organism: Ogataea philodendri
Lineage: Eukaryota; Fungi; Ascomycota; Pichiomycetes; Pichiales; Pichiaceae
Exons: 3
Coding region: 1-3153 (1050 amino acids)
Cellular component (GO): endoplasmic reticulum
Molecular function (GO): mannosyltransferase activity
Source: RefSeq, a predicted model, not a curated record